Messenger RNA from Wasmannia auropunctata (little fire ant), 808 nucleotides. RefSeq names its product cytochrome c oxidase subunit 4 isoform 1, mitochondrial-like. The record is from RefSeq and is a predicted model, not a curated record. The transcript has 4 exons. Bases 170 to 664 code for a protein of 164 amino acids. NCBI's taxonomy places the organism in Eukaryota, Metazoa, Arthropoda, Insecta, Hymenoptera, Formicidae. Gene Ontology annotation, biological process: mitochondrial electron transport, cytochrome c to oxygen.
ACGUCCAUGAAUCUGUUCCCGGCCAUUUUAUUCUGUUUCAUUCUCCAUCACUUUCUGCGCUGCGGCAGUGCCCUGCGCGAGUGUGACAGAGAGUAAGAAAGAGAGAGAGAAAGAGAGACUUGUAGUGUCUGUCGAGUGUCGCGAAAUAAAUUUGCGAACGGUGUGAGCAAUGGCAGGUAGAUUGUUUGCGAGUCGCUUGCGAUCCGUCAUCCAGAUCCAAAGAUGCGGAAUGAUGACGAUGGACCGGGUCGGUAACAGGGAUGUGGUCGGCUUUGGAUACAACGGUGAGCCCACCUACUUGGACAGGGUGGAUUUCCCUUGUCCUGCGGUACGCUGGAAGGAAAACACCCCCGAUGUCAUGGCGCUGAGAGAGAAGGAAAAGGGAGACUGGAAGAAGCUGUCGAUCGAGGAGAAGAAAGCUCUGUAUCGCGCCAGUUUUCGCCAGACGUUCUGCGAGAUGAAUGCACCGACGGGCGAGUGGAAGGGCAUGGUCGGCAUAACUAUGAUGGUGGUGACCGCCGCCAUAUGGCUGUUUCUGUACUUCCAUACAUUUGUUUAUCCACCUUUGCCUGAAACGUUCUCGCUAGAAAGACGAUUGGCGCAGUUAGACCGUAUGAAGAAGCUUGAUAUGAAUCCGAUCGACGGGCUCUGCGCUCGAAAGUAAAUUAAAUUUACCUUGUUACUACUAAUUUACUUAGUCAUCAUGUACAGUAUCUCGUUCUCCGGGCGCUUGUAUGUACAUGUACAAGUGGCGAAAUUUUAAUAAAUGCCAAGUGAUUACAUUAGAGCGCUUAUCGAUAUAUCAAAA